AUGCAAAAACAUUUGCGACUAAAUGUUAGAGUGAUUGUCGAUGGUUUUUCGCUUUCGGUUCCGUCUCCAUCGACCACGGACUUGAAUUCAUCAUUGAGCAUUUCUCUUCUUGAGAAAGUUAAUCCAUUCUACAGGAAGCUACAUUUAGACAAUAGUAAUAGAUCAUCAUCACUUCAAUUAUCAAAUCCUAGGAAUUUGAGAUGUAUUGUUUCGGAACAAGCAUCAUUGAAUGACAUCAAACAAACAAUAUGUAAACAAUAUCAAAUGGUUUUUUAUGAACGUUCCGAUGAUAGUACACCCUUUGAAGACACAACAUUCUUUACUAUUUCUCGUAUUUAUAAUGAAAGAGGAAUUGAAAUGGGGUUAUGGAAUUCACAUCUAAAAUGUUCUGACAUCUUUAAUGAUGAACAAGUUAUUUAUGUCAAGCUGGAUUGUGUGAGAAGGAAUGGAUUGAAAUUAAAAGAUCAAUACAUGGAGGUAUCCUUGUGGUUAUCUCCUGAAAAAGAGAAUGUAAUGAAUCAUAGAAAUGAGAAAGAUGCAUCUCCUUCGAACAUGAUGGAUUAUGAAACUCCCAAGAAGAGAAAGACUGUUGAAUCCACGCCUGGCAGUAAGAAACAAAAAUUAACAAGUCCAAUUUCUACCUCUGUAACAAAGACUGCAGCAACUAGUCAGACCUCAACAACACUUGAGACAUCACAGCUUUCGAGUGACAGUGAACAUGAUGACUCUGUGGCAAGUAAUUCUGAAGAUGAAAGAGAUAUCAUUUCUCCAGAAGUAACACCAAAAAAAAAGAUUGUUACAAGACAAACCACUUUGAAAACCACCUCCACAUCAGCACCAACUACAAGAAAGCAAGCAGUCAAAACAGAGGCUAUUAAAACGAGAUCCAAGAUAAAGCAAGAAGAACAGAAAAAGCCAAUUAAAAAACAAACCGAGUCCAUCUACAUUUCUGAUGAAGCGACUGAGGAAGAAGAAGAACCAGUCACUGACAAGGAAGAAGAACAAGAACAACAAGAGGAGAAUACAACCAAGGAAGAUGAAAGCGAAGAGGAAAGCGAGGAGGAAGAAAAUGAAGACAUGACCGCUGAGCAGUAUGCAAAAUAUUAUGCAAACCUUAAACCCUGGUUAAAGCAAAAUAUGGUAAAUGGAAAAUUCAAGAAUGAUUCACAAUAUCAAAAGUUUAGAGAUUCUUUCAAAUUAUUGAGCCCCAACCAUCAAGCAGAAAUUUUGGAGUACAUUAAAGAGCUUAAAGGAGUUCAUUGA
Messenger RNA from Naegleria lovaniensis, 1263 nucleotides. RefSeq lists its product as uncharacterized. The record is from RefSeq and is a predicted model, not a curated record. The transcript has a single exon. The coding region runs from base 1 to 1263 and encodes 420 amino acids. Lineage: Eukaryota; Heterolobosea; Eutetramitea; Acrasida; Naegleriidae.